Pseudogymnoascus destructans is the source of this 1359-nucleotide messenger RNA. RefSeq lists its product as uncharacterized. Gene Ontology annotation, biological process: phosphatidylinositol dephosphorylation. The record is from RefSeq and is a predicted model, not a curated record. The transcript has a single exon. Lineage: Eukaryota; Fungi; Ascomycota; Leotiomycetes; Thelebolales; Thelebolaceae. Gene Ontology annotation, molecular function: phosphatidylinositol-4,5-bisphosphate 5-phosphatase activity. Bases 1 to 1359 code for a protein of 452 amino acids.
AUGUCUCAACGAGCGCUAGACCUGUUCGUCCUCACCUACAACUGCGCCCAUAAUGCCAUCGAUGUGCCCAGCUUGUCAUCCAACCUCUUUAAUGCCGUCGACCAUGUGCCCGACCUCCUCAUCAUCUCCCUCCAGGAGAUGAGCCCGCUCUCACACGGCCUAAUCGGCGGCUCGCUGCUCUCCCCGUUCUUCAGUCUCAUAUCCGAAGCCGUCGAGAUCGCAGCGCGCAAGCUCUCCGGCGACUCCCCUGCUGCAGGCAACAGCGCCAACUCGGAGCCCCGCAUCUUUACGAAUGUCGCGAUCCGAAACAUUGGGAUGACGGGGAUCAUGGCGUUCUCCCGCGACGCGACCGCGAUACAAAAUCUCCAGACGGGGGAGGUGGGGUUGGGCAUCAGCUCUAUUGGGAAUAAAGGUGGUGUCGGGCUUCGCUUUACAUAUGCGGAUGCGAAGAGUGGGGGCGAGACGGAGCUUACGUUUGUUGCGGCGCAUUUGGCAGCUAUGGAGUGGGAUUGGGAGCGGAGGAACGGGGAUUGGAAGAAUAUCGUUAGACGGCUAGUCUUCACCCCAGCGGAUGGGGAUGAGGGGGGUAAAGCGGCAAAGGCAAGAGUAGGUAGUGAAGAGGCGCCGCUGCUUGUGGAGAGCGAGAGCGCCAAUGGGAUAUAUAAGCCAACGAGCCACUUGUUCGUCGCGGGAGAUCUGAAUUAUCGCACAAGCGACACGAAGCCCGGACCUGACGACUACGAAGUUUCGUUUCCGCAACCGCAUGACUCCGUGGAGAGCCCGCGGCACUACUCCUACCUGUUCAAGCAUGACCAGCUCACUCGGGAGCGACUGGCUGGAAGGACUUUCCACGGUCUUAGCGAGGCGCCUGUCACCUUUCCUCCAACGUACAAGUUUGACGAAGGCCCAUACUUGACGGCAGACGAGGAUACGAAAGCGUGGGCGUGGGCAUCGCACCGUUGGCCCAGCUGGACAGAUCGAGUUCUCUUCCUCGAGGCGCCGAAAUGGAUGGAGCGGAAAGAUGGCAAUGCAAAGAUCGAAGUGAAUAAAUACGAGCCGCUGCCACUGUUUAAAACUAGCGACCAUCGCGCUGUGCUUCUGAGCGUCAAGGUGCCAUUGGUGGGUAUUCCGGAGCCGGAUGAGGAUGAAGACGCAGCUAGCUCGGAUCCGCGCAUCAACCCGCCGUUUGAGAUCGAUCCGGACUGGAGCACGGCUCGGGCGAUUGCAAGGAAGGAGGAACUUGUUGUAGGCAUCACCGGCUACCUUACUGGAACGUGGGAGGGCCGGUGUAUCAUUGGCGGGACGAUUGCUGCAUUGGUGGGGGGUUAUUUCUUACUUCUUGCUGCGUUUGGAAAUUAA